ACUCUGACAGCUGAAAACCCCCAGAGCUCAUUUCUGAGCUCCCUUGCUUCUCAAGGGGAUAAAAAGGGCUCCAAAGCAGCUACUCAAAGCUUGUUUUUGCAAGGAGCUCUGGGUGAGCCAUGUCGUGGAUCAGGGAAGGUGAGCUGACCAUCAUUGAGAGGUUUUGUGCCAACAUCAUUAAGGCAGGUCCCAUGCCCAAGCACGUUGCCUUCAUCAUGGAUGGCAAUCGCCGCUACGCCCAGAAGUGCCACGUGGAGAGGCAGCAGGGGCACUCACAAGGCUUUGACAAACUGGCACAGACACUACGGUGGUGCUUAAACCUGGGCAUCCAGGAGGUGACAGUUUAUGCCUUUAGUAUUGAGAAUUUUAAACGUUCCAAGGAGGAGGUGGAUGGACUGAUGGAGCUGGCAAGACAGAAAUUCAGCCGCCUGCUUGAAGAACAGGAGAACCUGAAGAAGCACGGGGUGUGUAUCCGUGUCCUUGGGGAUCUGCCACUUCUGCCUUUGGAUAUUCAGGAGCUGAUUGCCCAAGCUGUGCUGGCAACUAGGAACUACAACAAGUGCUUUCUAAAUGUCUGCUUUGCAUACACAUCAAGACAUGAAAUCAGCAAUGCUGUCAGGGAGAUGGCAUGGGGGGUGGAACAAGGACUGCUGGAGCCCAGUGAUGUGUCUGAGUCAUUGCUUGAAAAGUGUCUGUACACCAACAACUCCCCUGACCCAGACCUCCUGAUUCGGACCUCUGGAGAGGUUCGGUUGAGUGACUUCUUGCUCUGGCAGACAUCCCAUUCAUGCCUGGUGUUUCAGUCUGUCUUGUGGCCAGAAUAUUCCUUUUGGAACUUGUGUGAGGCUAUCCUUCGGUUCCAGAUGAACUACAGUGCUUUACAGAAGGCCAGAAACUCCUACCUGGAGGAGAGGAGGCGUCAAGAGAUGGAAAAGGAUCAGGCUUAUGUGACAAAGAAGCUGCAGCAGGAGGGGUUUGCCUCCCACGGAGACUCCCGGCGCCGCCAGACGCUGUUGCAGAAAUGCACAGCCAUGAAGGAGGAGAGGAUCCAGGGCUUCCUCCAGGCACUGGAGCACAAGAGAGCAGACUUCUUUGAAAGAUUGUGUACGGUGUCUGCCUGACACAGGUGCUGGGGUGGUCUCGGGAAGACAAUAUUUAACUGUGUUAGAGGGAACAACUGCUGCCCAGAGGAGGUGACUCGGUGCGGUUCUGCUGUGGGGUUGCAGGGCUGCUCUGGGACUUCACGGCCCCACUGGCCCGGUCUGAGGGCUGUGAACCUUGCUGAUGCUCCUGGGGAAGGGAAUGCUGUCCUCCUGUCUUGCUGCCCUGCCCCUGAGGAAGGAGAACACCCCCUCCCAGAUGAUUACUGCUGCUUUAUGGGCCGGGGUGUUUCUGUGAGAAGUGUAUCUAAAAUGAGCUUCCAGUUUUGUUUUACUCCUCGUAACUUGGCCCAGGCAAACCCAGUUCAGUCUUGGUAGAUCAGCAUGGAUUUAUUCUUCCCAUGGCUUUGCAGGAGUGGAGAUUUCCUCUGCUUGUCCCAUAAGGGGACAAGGGAGAGGAUUAUUCCUGGUGUAUCAGGCAGCUCUGUGCUAAGCAGUGGUGAAGAGUUUCCCCACUCCCUCCUUCAUGGCAGCAUUUUAUCUUUUUCCCAUCUCGCUCUGCUGGAUUUGAUGUAUCUGCUCUUGGCUUUCAAAGAGCUGAAGUGAGAGCUUGUAAAGAAAAAAGAUACACCAAAGCUUCAUCAGGUCCUGUGGUCCCUUCUGAGCAGUGUUUGUGGGGAAAACCCAAAUGCUUGAGAUGAUGAAGUUGGCAUGGUCUGUGCUUGGGAAAGAGGCUCCAAGCAGGCAAGGAAUACUGAUUGGCUGGGAAUUAAUUUCAUGGUUUAAAAAGGACAAGUUGGCUAAAACCAGGUAAUGGAUGCAGUACACCAAAUCCCUCAGAGACCUUUUUAGAGCUAUGACUUAACAUCCUGUUUCCAGGGAAGGAGGGUGGGUUUGGUUCAGGAAUACAGUAGCCAAAACCAACCUCUGACCCCAGCCAAAAUGGCUGAGAAGGGCCCUUCAGCUGAGUGCCACGGGAGCAGCUGUGGAGUGCUGUUUGUUCCCUAUUUUCCAUCAGCAGGGAGAUGGACUUAGCUUAUUUCCAAGACUGUUUCCGUCCCCAUGGUCAAAAUAAUAGAAAAUGUCUUUUUUUGUUUUGGAUGUACAGGUGCAUCACUUAACAGCUAUUGCUGGUUUUAAAGCAAGGUUCCUUUUUACCUCCAGGUGAAAACAAGAAAAUGCAGAUUUAAAAAGACUUGUGAGUGCUGCAAACUCAGCAGCACUUUGAAUGUGAUUGUGCAGAGCAAACUGCAUUAUCAAAUUGUGAAUAAAGCAUCUUCAUACCAAUCUUUAUUUAACAAAAUAAG
Molecule: messenger RNA, 2407 nt
Organism: Calypte anna (Anna's hummingbird)
Lineage: Eukaryota; Metazoa; Chordata; Aves; Apodiformes; Trochilidae
Gene: DHDDS
Product: dehydrodolichyl diphosphate synthase subunit
Exons: 9
Coding region: 120-1121 (333 amino acids)
Biological process (GO): polyprenol biosynthetic process
Cellular component (GO): endoplasmic reticulum; dehydrodolichyl diphosphate synthase complex
Molecular function (GO): ditrans,polycis-polyprenyl diphosphate synthase [(2E,6E)-farnesyl diphosphate specific] activity
Source: RefSeq, a predicted model, not a curated record